UGACUAUAUUGAACCGGAAACAUUUACUCUUCUCGUUUCAUUUUCUAUCCAUCACACAAUUUAGGAAAGAUGAACACUCGUGGGCUUCGCUCUCAGCUGAAAGACAGUGUCCCUGUCACGGGGCUUGCUCCUCAAGCAGGAGCCUAUGGGGUUCAGGACACGAUGCGCAGAGGAUUCUCCAGUGUGAAGAAUGAACUGCUCCCUAGUCAUCAGCUGGAACUUUCAGAGAAGAAUUUCCAUCUCAACCAAGACAAGAUGAACUUCAGCACUCUCAGAAACAUUCAGGGUCUCCACGCACCACUUAAACUGCAGAUGGAAUACAGAGCGGCCAGACAGAUCCAGCGUUUGCCAUUCCUGCAGAGCUCCAACCUGGCCCUUGACACAUUGCGUGGUAGUGAUGACAGCAUUGGCUUUGAGGACAUCCUCAAUGAUCCUGCCACAAGUGAAGUGAUGGGAGAGCCCCACAUGAUGGUGGAGUACAAGUUAGGCCUGCUGUGAUUGGAGAUCGGUAGCAUUUGACUAUUUGAACUAAUUAGAAUAAAUUGUACUUACAUCCCCAUAGACGUCACUGUACACAAACUUGAGUAUGUAUUUGUAAUAAAACUGUUCCAUAUCUA
Sardina pilchardus (European sardine) is the source of this 617-nucleotide messenger RNA. RefSeq names its product proteasome maturation protein (gene pomp). The transcript is spliced from 6 exons. Bases 70 to 498 code for a protein of 142 amino acids. Gene Ontology annotation, biological process: proteasome assembly. Lineage: Eukaryota; Metazoa; Chordata; Actinopteri; Clupeiformes; Clupeidae. The record is from RefSeq and is a predicted model, not a curated record. Gene Ontology annotation, cellular component: cytoplasm; nucleus.